This is a messenger RNA of Bombina bombina (fire-bellied toad), 2939 nucleotides long. Its product is annotated as very-long-chain 3-oxoacyl-CoA reductase. The transcript has 11 exons. Gene Ontology annotation, cellular component: endoplasmic reticulum. Bases 590 to 1579 code for a protein of 329 amino acids. Lineage: Eukaryota; Metazoa; Chordata; Amphibia; Anura; Bombinatoridae. The record is from RefSeq and is a predicted model, not a curated record. Gene Ontology annotation, molecular function: oxidoreductase activity.
AAACAUGUUUGUGCAGUUCAAUUUGUUUUUAAACUACUUUUAUUACAUCUGAAGCCGACGGUUCCUGAUAUCGGCCAGGAAUACAGGGGGGUGACAUGAUAGCAGCAGUGCAGUAAUUGUGGUGUACCUUUAGGUAAUAUAUCUGUGUGGGUAAUGAUAGGUGAUGUUUAUCACCUUAGUCAUUCAUUUUUAAAUAAAUUCCUUAAUAAAGAUUAUAGGUUUUAAUACCAGUAUAUACAUUUAUUAUUCGAUAGCAGAUAUUUCAUGCUGUAAUUUUACAGCUUAUUACAAGCGAUAGGUGUAAGAGUGCUUAAUAUCCCCUCUAUACUCUCCCAUUUCCUUUUCCUAUUUUUAAAAUUACAGAAUAGCCUGAGUCUAUUCUUGAUACAGGUAUAUCAGUAGUCAGUUUGUAUCAGAGAUGAAAUACACAGAACAUUCAUUGACUUUUAAAAAUAAUCUAAGGAGUUAAUGCACUUGGGCUAUUCUGUUAUCAAUAAGAGGAGUGUCCUUUACAGUUUUCACCUCUCAUUUCCUUAUAAAAGAAAAUUGAUCAUUUGCUGUGCGUGUAGAGAAUCAGAUUAGACUAAGCAUGAGAGCAGACAUGGACGAUCUUUGUUCUCAAGGGUUCACGCUGCUAGGGGUACUGACUUUCUGCUACUUGAUUGUAAGCCAAGGAUGGAAGUUGUUGCACGGAUUCAGGAUACACAUCGUCUCUAGAUGGUGGAAACCUAAUCUCAAAAAGUAUGGUGAUUGGGCAGUUGUAACAGGCGCAACAGAUGGCAUUGGAAAAGCUUAUGCCGAGGAGUUGGCCAGAAGGGGAUUAAAUAUUGUUCUCAUCAGUCGGACUCUGGAGAAGCUGCAGAAGGUAUCAAAAGAAAUAGAAAAGCAGAGUGGACGUAAAACCAAAGUAAUCCAGGUGGAUUUUACUAAAGGAUCUGAGAUCUACAAACCAAUUGAAGAAGGGCUCAAGGGCUUGGACAUAGGAAUUCUUGUAAACAAUGUGGGCAUGGCGACUGGUAGCAGAAUACAAUUCCUCAGUAUCCCUGAUUUAAAGCAGCAAUUAGCAGACAUCAUCAACUGCAACAUAACAUCAGUAGUACAGAUGACUCGAAUUGUGCUUCCAAAAAUGGUGGAGAAAAAGAAAGGUCUGAUUAUAAACGUCUCUUCUGAAGCUGGCACCCGUCCUUACCCAAUGCUGACUGUAUAUAGUGCUACCAAGGUCUUUGUUGAUUACUUUUCCCGUGGUAUCCAUGCUGAAUAUAAAUCCAAAGGAAUCACAGUGCAGUGUGUAAUGCCUCUCAUGGUUUCCACUAACAUGACUAAAAGGAUUAAAACGAAUCUGCUCGUCAAGUCAGCAGACAGCUAUGCUAAAGAAGCUCUGAACACUGCAGAAUUAACCAUUCGCACCUCUGGUUGUCUGUCUCACUCUAUCCAGAGCUAUAUACUGAGUCUCAUUUUGUCGGAAGGUAUAAUCGCUUCCUAUUUUUGUGCUCCCCUUAUUGGGAUCAUGUUUGGUGCAAUUGAAAAGCAAAUGAAAGCAACGAAAGAAGAACAAAAAGGAAGCAAAAAGGAAAAAUAAGAAGAUGACAACAAUUUACGCUAUGCUUAGUUCAGGGACACUACAAACUUUAUGAACUAUUCUCUACCCAGAUCACUCCCAUCUCUGUAAUACCCAGAAUAGAUACACAACUAAACAAACCACCUAGAACCUUGCUCCUCAGUUCUGGCAUUCAUACUUUAAUAGGUCUGAAAUAAUGCAUGCAAUAUUCUGAUUCUGAUCAACUUGGAAAUCUACAAUGUGCCAAACCAGAUCAUUUGCUUUAUGUGUUUAUAGACAUCUUGUAUAGUUUACACUUAUUUCUGAAGGUGUUUUAAUAAUUUUUAUAUUCCCCAGAAUGCCUAGCUGUCCUAGUAUCUGUGUGAAUAUAUAACUGAUUGACAUGGCACUAAUAUUCAGAUUAUGAUAUUAUAUAUAUAUAUAUAUAUAUAUAUAUAUGUGUAUGUAGGUAUGUAUAUAAAAUAAAAUAUUAUUUACUAGAUUUGCAUUAUGUACUCAAAACUUUAAGGGCCAGAUUACAAGUGGUGCUCUAACGGUUAAACGCAAGCUAAAAGGAGUUUAUCACGGGUGUUUGUGCGCGUGAGGUUUAGUGCUCUUAUUACAAGUUGAAAGUAAAUGUUAUCGCUUGAGUACAAUAGCAAUUUACGCUAGAGUGAUCACUGCGUCCUCAGAGCUCUGGUUAACUGUUUGCAAAACAAAAAAGUGUUGUGUCACAAAACACAUCAAAAAUACAUUUAAAAGUACAAUUACACUCAUAAUAUAUCAUAUAUACUGUACAUCUAUACCUAUACAUAAUCCUCUCUCUAUAUAUAUAUAUAUAUAUAUAUUUCUGUAUAUAUAUAUAUAUAUAUAUAUAUAUAUAUAUAUAUAUAUAUAGUACCAGAAUAUCAUCAGAUAUAUGUAUAGAUAUGUAUUAAAGAAUAAAUAGAACAUAUUCUUCCAUUCUUUACUUUUUUGCUCUAUUGACUUCUAUGGGGGAUUACGUUAAUGUGAUAUGAGCAAAGAGCUUACUUUUAGUGGAGUUAGAGCGGGGGUGUAAAAUAAUCUGGCCCUAAAUGUUUAUACUCAGUCAUUAUACUUGUGUGUUGGGUUAUAGAUAUAUUAGUCUUUAAAUGAAUAAAUAUACUGAUGUCAUAGCUUUUAUUCUAACAUACAAUGGCUCAUUUUAAUUUUGCAGGAUGUAUAUUGACUAAAAAUAAUCUUCAUUUUCUUUAGUUGCUUGUUUCAAGGUCCCUGGUAUAGAUCAACAUUAUAAUUAUUGUUCAUUGAUAAAAUAAAUCAACAGCAUAACUCCUGAUACUAUAAAAAUGUUUCUACAUAAAUGGUUACUGUAUCACCUGACCUGUCUCACUUUCUACGAAUAAAUACUUUUUUUACUGUA